GUAUAAAGGAUCGAGUCACAUCUUGGUUAAAGAAUAGUCUCAAUACACCAAGACGUAUGUGUGCAUCAUUUACCAGGGCUAGGUGGACUCUGAUACUAGAUAUAUCAGAUGCGGAAGGAUUAUGCGCUGAUAGGAUACAGUUUAAUAUAUGUGAGGCUUCAGCGACAAUGACUGCAAAGUCUUUAUGUACUUGCAUACCUCUGACCUCAAACUCUAAAAUGAAAAAUGAGUAUUGUUCUUUUGUUGCUAAUGAUAUAACAGCAUAUGCAAAGUCGGAUCUCGCCGAUCCCCUUCCACUAUUACCGGGGAUUUUAUACUGGAAUUCCCAUAUGGGUUCAAAAUUAUUGACACUAAGUGUAAAUGCGUCAGAUAAGAUUUUUGCCCAGAACUGGGACUUAAAAUGGUUUUCAGAAGGACGGCCACCAAGACAGACCGGAGAAGUUAUAAAUAGUAACACAGAGGUUAAUGCUGAUAGAGCUGUAGAUACAUCAAUAUCAUAA
This is a messenger RNA of Racocetra persica, 500 nucleotides long. Lineage: Eukaryota; Fungi; Glomeromycota; Glomeromycetes; Diversisporales; Gigasporaceae. The record is from the annotation of a GenBank genome assembly.